AUGAAGACCACACUCUUUGUCACUCUCCUCUCGGCCACUGCCUCCCUCGUCAGUGCCGGCAUCGUCAUCACGCCCGUCUGGGCCAACCAGAUUGUCGAGAAGCUCUCGGGAGACUGCCCGUUCGGUGAGGUUACGCCCCAGGGCUGUGGACCCAAGCGUGGAUGA
Molecule: messenger RNA, 165 nt
Organism: Fusarium keratoplasticum
Lineage: Eukaryota; Fungi; Ascomycota; Sordariomycetes; Hypocreales; Nectriaceae
Exons: 2
Coding region: 1-165 (54 amino acids)
Source: RefSeq, a predicted model, not a curated record